GGCGUGUCUUCAAGGUCAUUCUGUCUAUCUGAUGACCUUGCACGUUUAAAAUUUGGAAGAGAAGUCGGGAUUUGUUUUCUCCAGUUUAAACACUAAUUAAACACCAUGUCGAGUCAGGGGAGCGGUAUCGAUGUAGAUUGUAUGACUCUGACCCGUUUUGUGUUAGCUGAACAACGAAAACAUCCAGAAGCAACCGGGGAUUUGACUCAAUUGAUCACCGCAAUUUGUACAGCAGUCAAGGCGACCUCAUCAGCUGUUAGAAAAGCAGGAAUAGCAAAGUUAUAUGGCAUCGCUGGAACGACUAACACCACAGGAGAUGAGCAGAAAAAGUUGGACGUUUUGGCAAAUGACUUGUUCAUCAAUAUGUUGAAGUCUUCUUUCACGACAUGCUUGCUUGUCUCGGAGGAAAAUGAAAAUUGCAUUGAGGUUGAAACAGAGAAACAGGGGAAAUACAUUGUGAUGUUUGACCCAUUAGAUGGAUCUUCAAAUAUUGACUGCCUUGUUUCCAUAGGAACAAUAUUUGGAAUUUAUAGAAAAACAUCAGAUGGGCCUCCCUCACUGAAAGAUGCCCUACAGCCAGGAAUUGAAACAGUAGCUGCAGGAUAUGCACUUUAUGGUAGUGCUACCAUGAUUGUCCUUGCUGCAGGAGGUAGCACUGUUAACGGCUUUAUGUUAGAUCCAGCAAUUGGUGAGUUUGUCCUCUCUGAGCCAAAUAUCCGUAUAAAGCCAAGAGGCAAGAUCUAUUCCCUCAAUGAGGGAUAUGCUGCAAUAUGGGAUGAGGCAACUAGGGAGUAUAUCAAUAGCAAAAAGGACCCCAAGUGUGGCAAACCCUAUGGUGCAAGGUACAUUGGUUCAAUGGUGGCUGAUGUACAUAGAACUCUGGUGUAUGGAGGAAUAUUUGCAUACCCAGCAACCUCAGCCAAUCCUAAAGGAAAAUUGAGGCUCCUGUAUGAAUGCAAUCCAAUGGCUUACGUCAUAGAAAAGGCGGGAGGAAUGGCCACGACUGGUACUCAACGAAUUCUCGAUAUCGUUCCUGAAUCAAUCCACCAGAGGUCGCCUAUAUUCAUGGGAUCAAAGGAAGACGUACAAGAUGUCAUAGACAUGUAUAAAAAACACGGAAAAAGCUGAAGGAUCGGACUUACGUAGUCAUUAUUACUCUUGUAGCAAAAUUUAGAAUUUUAUUGAAAACUCUUUAAUUGAUGAUUCAGAUUGAUAUGAGUAUCAAGUAUUUACCCAAGAAUGGAGUGUUCAUUCAGAAAUCU
This is a messenger RNA of Owenia fusiformis, 1262 nucleotides long. NCBI's taxonomy places the organism in Eukaryota, Metazoa, Annelida, Polychaeta, Sabellida, Oweniidae. The record is from the annotation of a GenBank genome assembly.